Messenger RNA from Zootoca vivipara (common lizard), 3200 nucleotides. RefSeq names its product general transcription factor 3C polypeptide 5-like. Gene Ontology annotation, biological process: transcription initiation at RNA polymerase III promoter. Gene Ontology annotation, molecular function: RNA polymerase III type 2 promoter sequence-specific DNA binding; RNA polymerase III type 1 promoter sequence-specific DNA binding. The record is from RefSeq and is a predicted model, not a curated record. NCBI's taxonomy places the organism in Eukaryota, Metazoa, Chordata, Lepidosauria, Squamata, Lacertidae. Gene Ontology annotation, cellular component: transcription factor TFIIIC complex.
UUUACGGAUGUGAAAACACUCGCCCCUUGCUGCGGCCACGUUUGGCUCAAGAAGGUCCCGCUUUGCCUGAGCUCGGAAGCUGCUUCUGCAGUUCGUGCAGAUCUUGGGUCGCCUUUUCAUUCCUGCUUUGGAGAGAACUGGACUUGAGAAAGGGUCUCCAGUGGGGGGGGGGGAAUGGCCGGGGAAAACAGCGCCGAGGGAGGCGCAGGGUGCUGCUCUCCUCCUGCCGUCGGGGCGGACGCGGCGACUUCAGAGCUGAACCGCGACAAGAGGCUGGUGUGCGUGGAGUACCCAGGCGUUGUGCAAGACGUGGGCAAGACGCUGCUGACGCUGGGCGGAGAGGAAGGGGUCUCCAGGAUCUACACGGACCCCAGCCGAAGACUCGAGCUCUACUUCCGCCCCAAGGACCCCUACUGCCACCCUGUGUGUGCCAACCGCUUCCCCACCUCUUCCAUGUUGCUGAAAGUUAAAAAGAAAACCAGGAGGAAACGGACAGAAGCAGGGGAUUUCGAGGAAGAUGUCCGUUUCGAAGUAGAAGUCCUUGGCAUUGUUACCACAGUUUAUAAGUUUCAAGGGAUGUCUGAUUUCCAGUACCUGGCAGUGCACUCUGGACCAGGUGGCAAGCAGACCUCCAUGUAUGACAAAGUCCUGAUGCUCAAGCCAGAGAAAGAGGAGUUCUUCCUGAGCGACCUUCCGCUUUAUAUCCCUCCACCCAUUUUCUCACGCUUGGACACGCCUGUGGACUAUUACUAUCGACCAGAAACGCAACAUAGGGAAGGAUAUCAGAACCCCACGUUGUCCAGCGAAAACCUGAUAGGUCUCAGCCGGGCCCGUCGGCCCCACAACGCCAUCUUUAUCAACUUUGAGGAUGAGGAGAUCCCCACGAAGGCUUUGGACGCUGCAGAGCAGACCUGGAGGAAGGUUUGCAGCAAUGCAGUGGAUCACAAAGCAGAAGAGGAACUGAGGAAGCUGUUUGAGGUCCGUCCAGUCUGGUCUCGUAAUGCUGUGAAAGCCAAUAUAAGCAUCCACCCUGACAAGCUCAAGUUCCUUCUGCCUUACUUAGCUUACUACAUGCUAACUGGACCCUGGAGGAGCCUGUGGGUCCGCUUUGGUUAUGAUCCCAGGGAACACCCAGAAGCGAAGUUCUACCAGGUCCUGGAUUUCAGAAUUCGCUGCGGAAUGAAAUAUGGAUAUGCCCCUAAUGACAUGCCGGUGAAAGCUAAGCGCAGCACCUACAACUACAGCCUGCCCAUCACCGUGAAAAAACCAGCAAGCCAUGUAGUUGGCAUCCAGGACCUUAAGCAAGGACUGAGCACCUCUGGGGUGUCCAGUCCACGGAAACCUGCUUUCAGCAAGUACAAACUUAAAGAUUCGAUAUACAUCUUCCGGGAAGGUUCCCUGCCUCCUUAUCGACAGAUGUUCUAUCAGCUUUGUGAUCUGAAUGUGGAAUGCUUGCAGAAGAUCAUUCGCCGGAACGAUGGCAUGGAGAUGGUGUGUACAGAGAGGGACGGCUGGUGUCUUCCCAAGACCAGCGAUGACUUGCGGGAUUCCAUGUCUCUGAUGAUAAAGCAGAUCAUCCGCUCCAAAAGGCCUGCUCUGUUCACAAGCACUUCGAACACGGAAGAGGGCAAAGAGCAGCUGGCGUUCGAGUCCGGAGAAGAAGAGGAGGAGGAGGAAGAAGAGGAGGAGUUCAAAGAACCAUCUGAUGGGAGUGAGAAUGAAAUGGAGACAGAGAUUUUGGACUAUGUGUGAUGCACCAGAACUGGAACUGUGGACCUAUCCCUGGCGAGGACCUUGGCUUCUCUUGUCCCUACAGGCAAGACAGGAAGCCAGGCCUAAUGAGACAAGUACCCAUCCAUGUCUCUUCUUCUCAUCUUUGUUUUUUUAAAAAAUACUUUUUAAUGAUUUUCAUACAUAAUUCCUAAUACAGGCUUAUGUGUUCUUAUUCAAAGUAAAUAUCCAUACCAAAAUAAUAUCAAGAUAUAUUCAAGACUACAAUCAAUUACAAUGCCAAUAACAAUUAUUUCACAAAAUAAAAUAAAAGAAAAAAGAAAGGGGGAAAAACCCUUUCCCCCUCCCCUUUAUUAUCUUAACAUCUUUUCGUAUUGUCUUUCUCCUUUAGUUCCGCCGAACCAGACUUCCACCUUCUUUCACAUUUGGUUUUCUAUCCUCUUUUAUCUAUUACCUGCUCUUCAUCCUUCGUUUCUAUGUAUUUUCUCUUUUAUCAAAAUCUCAGUUAUGUUCCAUUGUUACAGUUGUAGAUGUUAAUUCAUGCCAAUUAGUGUUAUUCUUCUUCUCAUCUUUGGGUUCUGUUCUUUACAGACACCCAUGUUUGCCUUUUUGAUACUGAUUUGGGGGUGAAGGUUGUGAUGAGUAAGGCUGCUUAUCCUGGAGCUCUGCAGACAUGGCAAAUGUGCAAGUAAUGGGGCUGGAGGAGAUGCCUUAUCCCGAGAGGUUUUGCUAAAUAUUCCUCUAAAGAAAGCUUAGCGAACUGGUUAAUACACAAGCCUGGUAGACCUUCAUCUUGGCAUUGGUUAGCAUCUCAUUCUCCCAUAUCCUUUAGGAGAGGCAAGCCAUUGCCAUAGCCACCUUACUAAUACUAAAGUCAAACUGAAGGCAUAUGAGAACAACAGGUUGAAGACUACGCCAGAGAGUUGAGUUGAGAACAACCUUGUUUCAUGCCGUUCUUUGGAGGGAAGGUGUCUUAUUUUUAAAAAUCAUUUUAUUAGUUUUCCAAUACAAACAGCCAAUUAACAUAUUCCAAUUAAAAACAAUAAACUAAAAAAUAAGAAGAGAGUCUCCAGUGCUGGAUUUACAUAUAAGCUAAGCAAGCUAUAGCUUAGGGCCCCACUCUCUUGGGGCUCCCCAAAAAAAUUAAAGGAAAAAAACCUGGAUGUACAUUUCCAAAAUAUAAGAUAAAAAACCAAUAAAAUAAAACCUACAUACAGCAACAGUGUUUUGUGUUGUGUAGGCUCCUGUGAUGUAAGCCUGCUAGCCUGCUCCCUAAAAUAUCACUGGUUUGCUCGUUUCUAUGUAUAGGGUGCCUACAUUCUGCAUGUGCAAAUGGCUUUAGAUACCUAUUAGGUCCAUAAAUUACCAUAUAGCAUAUAUUCAACACAAAAAACAGUGACAAUUUGUUGUUGACAAAGGACAGCUGGACAUAUAAAUGGCCUCAGUAGCUUAGGGCCUCAUCAAACCUA